Molecule: messenger RNA, 3336 nt
Organism: Mugil cephalus (flathead mullet)
Lineage: Eukaryota; Metazoa; Chordata; Actinopteri; Mugiliformes; Mugilidae
Product: H-2 class I histocompatibility antigen, Q10 alpha chain-like
Exons: 9
Coding region: 112-1254 (380 amino acids)
Biological process (GO): immune response
Cellular component (GO): external side of plasma membrane
Source: RefSeq, a predicted model, not a curated record
GGCAGGAAGUUGACAACUGUUGAACAGGCUGAGACGGAGAGAAAUAAACACGAUGAAAACUUUGAUUAAAGCUAUAUUUAAAAGGAGAACAGAAUCAAGUUUGCGUUCAGAAUGUUCCUGCUGGUGUUUGUAGUUCUUCUGGGGACAGUAGUGACGGUAAACAGCGAGAAACAUUCCCUCACGUACAUCUACACGGCCCUCUCCAAACCUGUGGGACUCCCGGGCAUCCACGAGUUCACAGCCAUGGGUCUGCUGGACGGCAAGAUGAUCGACUACUACGACAGUGAGCAUCAGACCAAAGUCUCCAAACAGCCCUGGAUGGAAGAGCGACUUCCUAAAGAGUACUGGGACAAAGGAACACAGUCCCGCCGGAGCAAGCAGCAGUGGUUCAAGGUCAACAUCGACAUCCUGAUGAAACGGAUGAGACAGAAUGACACCGACGUCCAUGUUCUCCAGUGGAUGGUCGGCUGUGAGGGCGUGGUACAAGCUGACGGCUCUUUACGAUAUCACCGUGGCAUAAACACGUACGGUUAUGAUGGAAACGACUUCCUGUCCUUCGAUGAUAUCCACUCAGUCUGGGUCGCCCCGAAUGAUGCAGCUGUCCCCACCAAGAGGAAGUGGGACGAUGUCCAGGUCCUGACAGAAUACACCAGAGGCUACCUGGAGAACGAGUGCAUGGACUGGCUGGGGAAGUUCAGGAGUUUAGGCGAAAAUCAGAUAAGAAAAGCCCCUCCUCCUGAAGUGUUUGUGUUUGCGAGAAACACCAAAGUUGAGACCAACGUCAUUUUGAUGUGUCUGGCCACAGGCUCCUAUCCAAAAGACAUCGUCCUCAAUAUCAAGAGGAACGGCCGAAUUCUAACCAGAGAGGACGGAGUGGUGACCUCAGGAGUUCGUCCAAAUGAAGACGACACCUUCCAGAGAAGAGACUCUGUGGAGAUUAAAAGAUCAGACAUGUCUGAUUACAGCUGUGAAGUCAUUCAUGCUGUAUCUGAUAUGUAUGUGGAGAAGCCCUGGGAUCAUCAGCUUCUUCCUCACUCUGGUGGAGCGGCUGUCAUCACUGUUGCAGUUGUCUCUGUUCAGGUUCUUGUCUUGGUUGCCCUUUUGGCGCUGGUGGUUCUGAGGAGGCGACGCAUCCUUGGAACUUUUGCCAGACGCAUGACAUUCAAGUACUCAGCUCUAUUACAGGCUGAAGAUUCUCCAGAGGUGUUUGAAGAUCUUCCUCCAGAUGAACUCAGGGAAUCCAAACUUUCCUGAAAUGCAGCUCUGUCUCUGCCUCAACAGCCACAGAACAGGAGAAUUAUUCCAUCAGUGAACCAUCGAUAUCAUCAGAUCUAACUACCACGGCCUCGUGUUGUUUCUUUUCAGCAACUUAUUAAGAUAAAACAUUCUGAUGGCGUUGGUUCCAGAAGGAUUUCUAAACUUGUCAUUGUUCCAGUGAGCUGUUGUGGCCAUAAUCUGGAAAUGGAAAGAACAUCAUUGGACCAUGAACCGGCCAUGGCCAGGUGCUGCUCACAAGAUUUCUGACAGAGGAGUGAAAAGAAUUAUCAGAAGAGUUGUGCAAGAACCACCUGGAAUUAGCAGGUACAAUAGUUCCAAAGAAAACAAUAAGCAACGCACUCAGCGGCUACGGCCUGUAUGCACGCUCACCACCAAGACUCCAUGUCUGAAGAACAAGCAUGUUGAAGCUUGUUUAAAGUUUGCUGCACAACAUCUGGACAAAAUACUGGGAGAACAUAGUCUGGUCAGAUGAGAGCAAAGCUGAACUCUUUGGAUGCUAUAACACACACCAUGUCUGGAGGACACAAUGCACAUCAGCCCAGAAACACCAUACGACAGUGAAGUCUGGAGGUGGAACAUCACGGUGUGGGGCUGUUUUUCUACAUAUGCUACUGGCAAACUUCAUAUAACUGAAGGGAGGAUGAAUGGAAACAUGUACCGAGACGUUCUUGAUAAAAAUCUGCUGCCAUCGACCAGAAUGAUGAAGAUGAAACGAGGGUGGACGUUUCAGCAAGACAAUGAUCCCAAACACAGAGCCAAGGAAACUCUACACCGGCUUCAGAUAAAGAGAAUAAAGCUGCUAGAACGGCCCAGACGAUCAGCUGACUGGAAUCCAGCUGGACAUCUAUGGACAGAACUAAAACUCAGAGCUGAUGGAAGAGGCUUCAAGAACCUUCAUGAUCUAAAGACUGUUUGUGAGGAAGAACCUCAGCAGCAUGAGACUAGUUUCUCCAAACAGGAGGCGUCUGGAAGAUUCAUCACCAACAAAGGCUUUUCUAGUAUUAAAUAAAUAUCAGUAAGUGUGUUCGAGACUUUUUCCCUCCGUUAUUUUACAUUAUUACACAUAACUUAAUUUCUGAACUCAUUGGUUUUGGUUUCUUUCUAUGUGUGGAUUAUUUGUUACCAGCACCUGGUGAAAAUUUCAUGUCAAUGUCACUUAUGUUGACUGUGAAACACUGUGAUGUGUUCAAUACUUAUUUUACCUGCUGUGUGUGUGAGAUAGGAGGGUGCACAUGCAUGUAUGUUGGUGUGUAACUAAUUAAUAAUAAAUUAAUAGAGUCGUAGGAGGAGUUAAGAAGAAACGUGCCAUAUAACAAUAGUUCCUCCUCGGUGCGUUGCCUCGUCGCUGUUCUACUGUCCCAGGUUCAAGCUCCUCAAUCUUUUCAUUGAAGUUGAACAUUUUCUUUGAUUUGUGUUGUAGCUUUAAGUCAUUAAGGGGAAAUCGUGGGUCCUGAAGACGGACCAGUUGAGAACUGGUCUAAAGGAGUCCAUUCCUCAACGGAUCAGCACAAUAUUAUGAAGAUGGUCAUAAUGUUAUGGCUGAUCUGUGUGUGUGUUCCAUCAUGAGUCUGAAGAACAUCAGAGCUAAAACACUGCGGUCAGUGUGUCUCAGUGUGGCCAUGAGUAUUAUGGGAUGUGGACAGUUGUAGUUCCUGACAGUGGCCACUGGAGGGCAGUGAACUUCAUAGUUUCCCUGUGGCCAUUAAACUGACAUCAUGCAGUUCAUCGUUUCACCACCAGAGGGAGACAAAGCAACAAUCACUGCUCAGUUUCUGUAGUUUGAGAUGAGAAAGUUUUUACUGAGGGUCUCACAGUUAAUUCACUAAUAUAAACCAGUAAAAAAUAAAGAUAUACUUCCUCCCACUCCUUUUCAUUAUUGAAUCAGAUUAUGUGAAUUUUUUAUUCUGUGUUAUUUAUGUUCAUUGUGUCCAUUCUUGAUAUGCCUGUGAAGGUUCUCAGUCCAAAACGUGUUGAAUAAGGGCAACUGGACUUAUUGAUGAUUAUUGUUUGCUUUUAACGUGUUCAAACUAAAAUAAAAUUAAACUAAAUGAAUAACAA